This is a messenger RNA of Pelmatolapia mariae (spotted tilapia), 3198 nucleotides long. It is a transcript of the gene pdp1, whose product is annotated as pyruvate dehydrogenase phosphatase catalytic subunit 1. Lineage: Eukaryota; Metazoa; Chordata; Actinopteri; Cichliformes; Cichlidae. Gene Ontology annotation, molecular function: cation binding; [pyruvate dehydrogenase (acetyl-transferring)]-phosphatase activity. The record is from RefSeq and is a predicted model, not a curated record. Gene Ontology annotation, cellular component: mitochondrion. Gene Ontology annotation, biological process: protein dephosphorylation. Bases 170 to 1747 code for a protein of 525 amino acids. The transcript has 9 exons.
UUAGCCAAUCGGUUCACUCCACCGGGCGGCGCUCCCGAAUGAUACACAGAGGGGUCGGCGUUAAGCCAUGAGCUCAAAUAACUUCUUUACAUCCGCUGGUUGAGGUGUGGUUACAUCAGCGCUGCAGAGAGUGUGUGUGCGCGCGCCUGCCUGCAGAGCACCGUCAGCCAUGCCUGUGACAUCUCAGCUGCUCAGGGCUUUGCCUCACUCCAAGGUCUUGGCCUCCAGUCUUUUACCAUGCCAACAACACCAGUCCCAGUUUGGGCCUGUAGCUCACCUACCUGCCUCAAGAAAGUCGUCCCACAUGUGGCAACGACGCCAGCCAUCAAGAAGUUACCAGACAUCCUCAGUUCUCCACAGCUACAUCCUCACCCCUCCGCAGGUCAACUCCAUUCUCAAAGCCAACGAGUACAGCUUUAAGGUGCCAGAGUUUGAUGGGAAAAAUGUGUCUUCGGUGAUGGGUUUCGAAAGUAAUCAGCUGCCAGCCAACGCUCCCAUCGAAGAUCGCCGCAGCGCAGCCACGUGCCUGCAGACACGAGGGAUGCUGCUCGGCGUGUUCGACGGCCACGCUGGCUGCGCCUGUGCACAGGCGCUGAGUGAGAGGUUGUUUUACUACAUAGCAGUGUCACUGCUGCCCCACAACACUCUGUGUGAGCUUGAGGCAGCAGUGGAGGCCGGCAGGGCUCUCAGUCCCAUCCUGCAGUGGCACAAACACCCCAACGAUUACUUCAGUAGGGAGGCUCAGAGGCUCUACUUCAACAGCCUUCGAACCUACUGGCAGGAAUUAAUCGAUCUAACCAGCCCAGGUGACGUUCCAGACACCCGCGAGGCGUUGCUGAAUGCCUUCAAGAGGCUCGACAAUGAUAUUUCACUGGAAGCUCAGGUUGGAGACCCAAAUGCUUUUUUGCACUACUGGGUUCUGAGAGUGGCCUUUUCUGGAGCAACAGCCUGUGUGGCUCACAUUGAUGGACCAGACCUCUUUAUAGCCAAUGCAGGAGACGCUCGGGCAGUUUUGGGUGUCCAAGAGGAGGAUGGUUCAUUCAGCGCUCACACACUCUCCAAUGACCACAACGCCCAGAAUGAGAGCGAGGUGGCUCGGAUACGGAGCGAACACCCUCCAUCAGAGAGAAAAACGGUCAUCCGUCAGGAGCGGCUGCUCGGCCUGCUCAUGCCUUUCCGUGCGUUCGGGGAUGUGAAAUUCAAGUGGAGCAUUGAGCUGCAGAAGCGCGUCUUGGAGUCCGGACCUGAUCAGCUUCACGAAAACGAGCACACCAAGUUUAUCCCCCCGAACUAUCACACCCCUCCUUACUUGACCGCUGAGCCCGAGAUCACGUAUCACAAGCUAAGGCCACAGGAUCGCUUCCUGGUGAUUGGCUCUGAUGGCCUUUGGGAGACCCUCCACAGGCAGGAAGUGAUUCGUAUCGUCGGGGAGUAUUUGACUGGGGUCCACCAGCAUCAGCCGCUCAAAGUCGGAGGAUACAGGGUGACCUUGGGACAAAUGCAGGGGCUGCUCGAGGAGCGAAAGGCUCGUGCGUCCUCAGCAUUCGAAGAUCAGAACGCCGCCACCCACCUGAUGCGCCACGCGGUGGGAAACAACGAGUUUGGCACAGUGGACCACGAGAGGCUGUCAAAGAUGCUGUCACUGCCCGAAGAGCUGGCUCGCAUGUACCGCGAUGACAUCACCAUCAUCAUCACGCAGUUUAACCCUCAUGUGAUUGGAGCACAGAGACAGGAAGGCCAGUCAUGAGCUGCUCAUUAGCCAUGUAACACUGAUCACACACACACACACACACACACACACACACACACAGCAGAUCUGUAUCUAAGCACACCGAGGACAAACCGGCCAUAUUCAGUAUCUGUCCACUGUUAAAUAUCAUUGUUUUAACACUAUAUAAAGAGUGUAUUUGUAUGCAGUGCUGCGGUUUCUUAUGAAGAUGUCAGCUAAAAACUGGAUGACGUUUCUUAUAACGUGUUAUUUAUGCUGCCGCUCGUUGCCAUUUUCAUGUACACUUCUCUUUGUAAUAAGACACUGUUACAAACUGAAAAUCUAGAAACUUCCAAAAAGGGUAAAGGAUGUGGGAGUGGCUUAGAAAGCAAAGAGGCUUUUAGCGACAGGGCUGACUCCACCUGUUGUUCUAUUAUGGAUUUUAAAUAGGCUGUGCCCCGAUUGCAGCGUGCUCUCGUUUUCGGCUACAAGCAGGAUACAGUCAUAUUCUCUUUGUUUCUGAGGGACUGUUGUUACGACCUGGGCUGAUUCAUCGAUUUGUUUUUACCCUGUGACAUUGUAUGAGAUGUUCUUAGUGAAUCUAAACACAGAUGCUUUGUUCUGCGUUUACAGUGAGAUCUACUCCAUUGAUUUCAGAGUGUUAAGGUGUUCACAUUGAUGUCCACGUCCAAUGUGGAGGUAAAUACUCUAGAAUGUAGGCUACAAGCCGACUCUUAAACCUCAUACGGCUCAAAAUAAAGUUGAGGGCUCACAGUUUAAGUUAGAGAGAAGUCAUUCUGUUACACAGAGAAACUAGGGAGGGAGGAGUUGUGGUUUGAGUGCUCGCUGCUCGCAUUAAAGGGGUAACUUGGGAAGAAGAGAGGUUUUUUUCAUCCUUAAGGUCACAAGCUGGAGAGGUCAGGAACUUCUGACAUAAGUGAUCGUUUUCACUUUGAAUCCAGUGUACUUUCACACAGAGCAAUGACAAAAGCACCUCACUGAAGAUCUGAGCUGCACGUGUAUGAGUACACUGAUAUUUACCCAUCUGCCAACAAAUUGAGUUAUUCUCCAUAUGUAACGCUGCUUUGUAUCCCUGAUAAUAGAGGAUCAAAGUCAGACUUCCUGUUAAUGAGCACCUUAAUGCACACACUGACCUUGUUCGUUUUUCUUUUUUGACCUUGAGUUUCUUUUCCAAAUACUGAAGGGUUAAAAACCAUAUUAUGACAGGUCAUUUAUAGUGUAACAGGUUGUUACAGAUUGGAAGUUUAUCAUUCAUGUGAUUAAUAAGAAUCAAAGCAGCAAACCAACCUCUCCUGUUACUUAGAAAUCAGGGUUGUGGUUGUUGAAUGAGCAGAAUGUACAUUUGAAAGAAGCUGUUUGAAUAGUAAAUAUUAUUUAUUCAGCUUUUGGAGUAUGUGACACAUCAUUUGUGUUGUAUGUAUAAAUUUUAACUUAUGUGGGUUGAGUUUUGUAUAUGGAAUGCUUUAAUA